Limulus polyphemus (Atlantic horseshoe crab) is the source of this 7225-nucleotide messenger RNA. RefSeq names its product rho guanine nucleotide exchange factor 7-like. The transcript has 16 exons. The record is from RefSeq and is a predicted model, not a curated record. Bases 177 to 1979 code for a protein of 600 amino acids. Gene Ontology annotation, molecular function: protein binding; guanyl-nucleotide exchange factor activity. Lineage: Eukaryota; Metazoa; Arthropoda; Merostomata; Xiphosura; Limulidae.
AAGGCCGGCAUGAGAAAAUAUAGUCUCACCAUUUAGUAUUUACUUUUAUAAAAAUAUUAUAAGUAGUUGUAAACGGGGAAGACAAUUUUAUAACAGUGAAAUAAUUGGAAACUUAAAAUGAUGUAGAAAACACUCAAUAUGUGGAUUUGAAAUUUUAGAUUAUUUUCAUCUUGAAAAUGGCAACUGAUGGUUGUCCACAUCUUGUGAAAGCUAUUUAUAACUUUAAAGGUUCAAACAAUGAUGAGUUAAACUUUAUAAAAGGAGACAUAAUCACUGUGACUCAGAUAGUUGAGGGAGGAUGGUGGGAAGGAACAUUGAAAGAGGUAACAGGAUGGUUUCCUAGCAACUAUGUAAAAGAAUAUAGACCAGAUUCUUGUAGAAGAUCUAAACAACCAGUUUCCAAACAUGCAGACUUUGCCUUGUCUGUUCAUCAAGAAAACUUGGAACUAUAUAGAGAAGUGGUGUUUAAUGACAUUGUUGAAUCAGAAACUAAUCAUGUUCAAGAACUCCAAAAUUUGAUGAAAAAAUUUCUUCAAUCUUUGCAGACAAGUGAUAUAUUAAAUGAAAAGGAGUUUGCCACACUCUUAGGAAACCUAGAUGAAUUAGUGGAUUGUCAUGCAACAUUAUUGGAUGAACUUGAAGGUCUUAGAAAAAAAAAUGCCAAAGAUCAGCGAAUAGGGGGUGUGUUCAUGCAAUCUGCUUCCAAUCUGAAGAUAGCCCACUUAAACUAUUGUGCAAAUCAUCCUAAAGCUGUAGCUGUGAUUGAAACACAUAAAAAUGUACUAUGCAGGUUUAUGGAAGAACAUGGUGCCCCGGCACCAGGAAUCCUACUUUUAACUUCUGGGCUUAGCCAACCAUUCAGAAGGUUAGAAAAAUAUCCUGGUUUACUUCAGGAGUUGCAGAGGCACACAGAGGAAAGCCAUGUUGAUAGAGGAGAUGUCCAGCGAGCCAUUUCAGUUUAUAAAGAAUUAGCUGAUUCCUGUAUAGCCAUGAGAAGGCAGAAGGAAAUGGAGCUGGAGGUAUUGGUAGGAAAGAUUCGAGGAUGGGAAGGAGAAAAUGUAAAUAAGUUAGGAGAAAUUAUUAACAUGGGACCUGUAAUUACUGUAACUGAAGUACAAGAACGUAAAGACAGAUACUUUGUUCUUUUUCCUCGCACUCUAGUCAUGCUUUCUGUGAGUCCACAUAUGAGUACCUUCAAUUAUGAAGGAAAACUUCCUCUCUCUGGUAUUGAUGUCAAUAAACUUCAAUCUAAUGAUAGAAUUCAGAAUGCUUUUGUAAUUACAGGAAAGAUGAUCCAGAGGAUAAUAGUGGUAUGCCACAGUAGGGACUCAAUGGAACAGUGGUUACAGCUGUUACAACAACAGAUCUCUAUCAGUCAGCUCUCUGGUGGAGUUGCCAUUCCACAAAACUCCUCUCGAGGUCCUAAAACACAUAGUAAUCUCUCUCAUAUUUCCCAACUUCAUAUCACAGUAUCUCAGGGUCAAGCAAACCAUUUGCUCCCUCCACAGCCUUCUCCUCCUCCACAUCAAAGUGUAGUAGGAUCAUCAUGCACUGGGCUGGUAAAUGUCAAUGGUAUGAAAAAAACUCCAUCAACAACAAGUCAAACUGUGUCUAGUUCAGAGAGAGUGUGGAAGAUGUGGAGCCUUAAACCUCACCCACCAAUGCGAUCGUGUUUUGGGUUGUCAGCUAAAGAAGAUAUUGUUCUCAGGAGGGCCAAGGCUGGAUGUAAGGAUAGAGAAGUAGACGAGAAACAUUAUGAAGAUGACAUCAAAAUAUUACAAGUGAUAGAAGCAUACUGUAACAGUGCAAAAGCAAGAUACACAGUCAAUUCAGUGGACCUUCGUCAUUUAAUGGCUUUACGUAGUCAGGGUGGGUGGGUGAAUGACCAAGACACAGAUGAUUAUGCUAAUCCUUCUUCUCGAACAACCACCUGGUGUUGUGGUACUUUUGCCAUAAAAACUGCUAAAAAGUUUCUAUAAAUUUAGCAGGGGCAAGAAUUGUUUGUGUUAUUUUCUGUGGAAAGUAGGAUUGUUUCAAGCAUUUUUUGUGCAUGACACAUUUUUAUUGUGAUUUUUUAAAAAAUAAUUUUUAAUGUAAUUCUUGUGUGAGCAAAAUUUAUGUUUAGAUUCUCUGAUAGUAUUUCUUAGGUUGAAAAAAUAAACCCUGAAAAGUAAUGUUACUUUUAUGUGUCAUAUCUUUGUUGAGUGUUUGUUGUAAGAGAAAAUUUUGUAAUUAUAGUUUCUUGAAUAGUACUUUUGCCUGCUUUACACCUCAUUUGAUUUUAGAGUUAUAUGUACUUAUAAAAAACAGAGAAGGACGGAGAAAUUAGUGCAUUCUUUACAUAAUGUAAAUUAGUUUUUGCAUUGUAGUACACAUGGUUCUAAAUGUUAUGUUAGCUUGAUUGAAAUAUAUAUAUACAGGUAUCUGUGUUCAUUUGUUAUUAGUAAAAUGUUUCCUGAGGGUAAGGUACUAUGUGUUAAUUUCAUUCUGUCAAACUGUGUCUGUGAGGCAUUGUUGAGACAGGACAGUUUCCUGUUGCAUGUAAGAAAGAACUGACAGUGGGUCGUGAGUAGAUUUCCAGGGGGUCACAAGCUGUCUUUGCUGAGACAACUUUUUUUUUUAAUUCUUCAAGGAAUCUGAGAGGUGCAUGUAUCACCUUUGUAAUGAACUAUGACAAACUGCACCAAGAAGCAUCAAUAAUUUUUUAUUCUUGCAGAGAUAAAGGGGGGGUCAAGAUAACCAAAGCUUGGAUGCAGGGGUCAUCUGGCAAAUUUUGCUGAGAAACAAUGGUUUAGUAUUUUGAAGGAACAGAUUCAAUCAUUAAAUUAGUAUAGGUAUUCAAACAUAAAUAAGAAGGUUAGGCUGUUAUUUUUCAUCAAGAUUAAAAUGCAAUAUUUUAUUAUUAAGGUCUGCAAGUGCAGAGAUUAAUAUAGAUUGACUAGUCAGUUUAUUUAUUUCCAUAAUAGUUUAUCAUAAUUCAAUUACACUAUAAGGAAAUGCUGGAAAAUGGGCAGCAGGAGAGCAGCAUCCAGAAGUGUUGAGGUAUUCAAAGGCAGUUAGGUAAAUAUAAUCAAACAGAACAGAGAAAUUAUUAUUUACAGACUUUUCUAAAAUAUAUUUUGUUGAUUAUGUAGCUAAUAAUACAAAUAAAAAUAAAACUUUAAGUUAAAGUAAGUAUUUCUGUUAAAAUGAUAAAAAAUAGAUUGGUUUAGCUUGUGGAAAUUAAAGCUAAAAAUAUAAAAAAACUGUUUGACUGAACCUAAAAUAUUUAUGAUAUAAUUGGGAUUGUGAAAAAUUCCAUUAAUCCAUAUUGAUGUACAAGUUAAUUAGAAAUAUGUAAAAUUAUCCUUGGAGAAACAUCUAGAAUUCACUAUUUUGUAUAUGUAUUACAUCAAAGUUAUGUUUUAUAUAUGUAUUAUAUUACAUUUAUUUUUUGUUCUAAAUCAAAUGGUAGAAAAUAUGUCUUUGGAGCUUUCUCAUUUAUAUUACUCUAUGAGAGGGAAUAUAUCACUGACUAUCAGCCAAAUGAAAAUGAAUGGUUGUUAUUUGUUGAAUGGUUUGAAUGCUUUAUUUGACAACUGCAUAUUGUGCUUUAUAACUUUCCCUUAACACAAUAGGGGCGCAGUAAACUUCACUGAUUUAUUGUGUUUUAAAUAUUAAGAGCUGAAUAUUUAUUUUUAGAAACAGUGAAUGAAAUUUCAUUUUUAGCCCAUCUAGACUACUUUAGCCUGACAGUGGACAUGUGUAAGCCUCAUUAAUGUAUUUUGUAAAACACAUACUAUUAGGCCAGAAAUUUGUUCCUGUACAAACAUUUAGUUUGUUCUGGUUCUAGUACAUUGCCAUUCAAUUGACAGUAAAGUAAUUGAAUAAAACACUCAAAAACUAUCUUAUAAAAGAUGUCAGUUAUAAUUAAAUCACAUUUUAUGUAUAGUUUUGGAAAACCCUUAGAACAGAAUAAUGUAUUUUCAGUGUAUUAUGCUAUGAAAGCUAGUGUAAACACUAAAGUAACUUAGCUUGUAUAUUUUUUAUUUUGCAAAGUGUGAAAGUGCAUGCUAAAAAAGAAUUUUAUGUAUUCAAGUCAUUAGUGUGUGUGUGUGAGAAACAAGUUUGUGUUUCAAGUUUAUGAUGAUUAAUGUUUUUAAGAGAUGUAUAAGUGAGGAUUUUGUUUUAUUAUAUAGAUCUUUUCUUUUUACUUCUGUGUAUAAUUAUAAUGCUUUUGUUAUUACCAAAAAUUUUAUACCUAAAUCUUUGUUUCAUUUUGGUUUCAGUGUAAUGUAAAUUAUAAUGACAUAUUUGGUUAUAAAAGAACAUUGAGUGGCAGUAUUUGUGUUUCAGUGUAUCUGUAUGGAAAGGAAUUGCCUUUAUAUUGCACUCAGAUUGUUGAUCACACAGUGUAAUAUAUAUUUUAUAUGUAUGUAUAAUAAUACUGCACAAUGCAUUAGAUUGACUGAUUGCAUUAUGUUUGUCCUUUGAGAAUAUAUACAAUAUUUUUUAUUAUUUUGGAAGUUAAUGAGAAUUUUUGACAGUUUUGGAAUACAAUUAUGCAAAAUGUAGACAUUUUAAAGUACUUUUGUAAAGUUUAUUACUUUCUAUGUAAACUCUUUCAGUAUUUGUAAAUUGUUAUUUAUAUAAUUGUCAGAAUAAUAUAUUUCUUGUUUAAAAACAGUUUUUUACAGUUAAUUUAUUAAAAAAAUCAUUUAUUUGAAAUUACUAAUUGUUAAGAUUAUUAAGAUAGUGUUACUUAAAUAAUUUCAUUAUCAAUAAGUAAAAUAUUAGCUAUUAUAACACAAGAAAAGGGAGUACACUGAUGAAAUGAAACUUUUUUUUAGUAUUAUUUAACACAACUUUUACUUUAUUUUUGCUGUACUAGAAGACUGUUUUUAGUUUUACUUAUGUAUAUUUUUCAAAUUUGUUGUUCAAAAGAAGUUAAAAGCCAUUUUUGGGAUACUUGUUUAUCAGAAAACUGAAUGUAACAAAAAAAAAUUUGAACUAAAUUUGACACAUGAUUAUUUGUAAUCUAAAAAUUAAAAGAAAUAUACAGAUUGACCUACUGUGUAUAAAAACAUACAUUAUACAGUUUCACUUGAAUAAAAUACUUCUAGCAUUCUUGAAAUGAUUGGUUAGACAGUGUGAUCAUAAUGAAACAAAGUUAACAACUCAACAGUUCAACUUGUCAUGAAAAUGGGAAAAGCAAAACACUGCUGAUCUUGGACAUUCUCAUCAGUAAAAAUGAUGACAAAUUCACAACUAGAGUGUUCAGAAAACCAACUCAUAAAGACAGAAAGCCACCUUCCUUAAAUGCAGUAUUGUCUAAUGCUUGAAUAGUAGCACUGAAAACAUUUAUGACAACAGUUUCAUCAAGAAGAAGUGGUGUUUACACUUUAUACAUGCUUCAAACCAAAUGGAUAGUUUUACAAAUUUAUAGAAAAACAACAACAACAUGAAUGAUACAAAAAAAUCCACUCACACUAAGGAUAAGAAUACACCUGUUACAAUUGUUCAUCUACAUUUUAUACAGAAUAUGAGCAAAGAUCAGCCAGAAAUUUCAACACAAGAAUGAGAUUUUGGUGUAACACAAUACAAGACUAAUGAAAAUGCAAAACCCACAUUUCAGAACAUGUUUUUGUAACAUGGACAAUUACAAGCUUGUUGAAACAGAUAAGUUCUGGAAAAUUAGACAGAUUAAAGAACCUUUUUAUGUAAACACGCUGAAACCUUCACUUAACAGAGAUACGGACUCAGAGAUUGUCAGUCUGUGGCUUCCACUGAUCACAACUGUAACCCAAACCAGAACCACUUAAUGAAGUUCAACAUCACUAACCAGACAUAUCCCCACAUCCUCACCAAACUCUCAUGAACCAAGUAAAAUCAGUUCUUAAUUUGACCUCCUGAAGACAGAAGACAUUUUUCAGUGAAAUUCUACCUGUGCAAGGCAGUUGUUGCCCAUUUUCACUUUUGUGGUAACAUCUAUCAGUGUAUCAACACUGAAUUAAAGUUAUGUUACCUGUUUACCUGUACUUGCUUAAAAACAAGAUUAGAGAUACUGCUCUAUGUAAUACUAUGGAAGUAUAUAUAUAUUAGUAUGCAAAAAGCAUCUAUUGUAAUGUGUUCAUAUUUAUAUGAAAAUGACUUUUCUUACUGAUCCACUUACAACCAACUAUAUAGCCAUUUUAACACUAUGUUUGUGUUUUGAGUUGUAAAAUAGUAAGAACCACAAGUAUUUGUAGUUUUGUCCAUACAAGAGAAGCUAGAGUUGCUUAACACAAAAACCCUUUUUAAUCAAAAUAUAGGGCACAAUAGGGAGAUAUAAGAGCUAAGACUACACUAGGCAUUUGCAUUUUCUAUUUUAUUUUAUGUAUUACACUACUUACUCUAAUUUUUUGUGAUUGUUUUUUGGUAAACUAAGUCAUAUUAAAUAUUACUUAUUUUUUGUUUUUAAAUUAUAUUUUCCCUUUACAUAACUGCUUGAUGUUUCUAAACAGAAAAAAGCUUUUAAACAGCUGAUAUCAACACUUGAUGGUAUUGUGGAUACUGGGGAAUAGAGAUGAAUAAUUAAGAUGUGUGAUAAAGCCAAUAACAUGUCCAUAUGUUAAAAAUUAAAAAUACUGCUAUGAAAGAAGAAAAGGAAAACUAGAAAACUUCACCUUUAGUAACCGUAUCAAAUUGUGGACUUAACUCUUUAAACCUAUAGUUUUUUGUGUGUUUUUCCACAAUUAUUUUCAUGAUGUACUGAUAAUUAUCAUCAUACCUUAUAAAGUUUUAGGUUUAUUUAUAAAAGGUGGAUAAUAAUAUGGUUUGGAUUAGUUUUCAGCGAAUGAAACAUAAAUGUUAUCUGUCCAAUGAAUAAAUUGGGAUUUUAGGCUGGAUGCUGGUAGCAUCCACUUGGGUUUAAGGAGUUAAUACAUUGAGCAAUGAUAUAAGAACCAGUACAGUAAUGUAUGUGACAAUUUUUCUUUCUUGUAUGGAUUAUGAAUUUAUUUAUAAUUUUUCAUAUAAGGUGUUUUCACAGAUCAAUUUAAUUUGAAAAACUUGAAAUACAGCCAUAUAACCAAUUGUUUCAUGAAUUGAAAAGAAAAAUAUGUUAUUUGUAUAGAUUAUCUGCAGUGCCUCUAAGAAGUAGUUACUUUACAAAAAAAAUAAAAUAAUGGAUUAUUUUUAAAAUGUUCGUCUUAUAUACAUGCUUGUAACCCAUUUUUAAUAAAAAUUUGCUUUGUUGUUGUAGAAA